UCUUGUCCCUUCCUCUCACUCUUCUGCUGACGUUUUAGGUAGGAUUGAUCGCAAAAGGGGUUGAGAUAGGGAUAGGCAGCCGCUGGAAUAAACGUUAGAUGAAAGAACCCACAAUCAUUCGGACAAGAACCAGCAAUGAUGCACUGAGAAAGAUGUACGAGCGGCGAUAUGCGAUUGCUAGCUUUUGGCGCAUGCCCUCACAAUCAAGUUCGUCUAUUCGCCGCCAAACCGAAUGUUUACAUGUCUUACAGCCUUUGACAUCUGUUAAACUUGCUUUCUUUUCAUCUUACUUGAAUCUGCCCCUACACGUGGCUCGGAAACUAAGCGUUGCGCCCUGGCUCCUUCUGUGCGGAGUAUCAUUUUCGCACGCCCUGUCCCCUCUCUGUGUAACUCUCAUUACUCUGUCAUACAUGAUCUGUGUAUCGCAAGUUCUUAAUUUCUCCUGCUGCUAGACUUUUGUUGACCGAGGAAGCCUGUUUACCGAAAUCUUGGAAUGAUUCGCAGUAUUAGCAAGGACAUACAUUAUCCAGUAUCACCCCAAAGGGAAGUGUUUGCUAAGAGUUUGCUAUGAUAAACAACAUCAAUAACUAAAGCUACAUAAA
Mytilinidion resinicola is the source of this 602-nucleotide messenger RNA. RefSeq lists its product as uncharacterized. The transcript has a single exon. Lineage: Eukaryota; Fungi; Ascomycota; Dothideomycetes; Mytilinidiales; Mytilinidiaceae. The record is from RefSeq and is a predicted model, not a curated record. Bases 99 to 452 code for a protein of 117 amino acids.